AUGGGUGCCUCUCUCUCCGUAUCCAUUGGUCGGUCAACACCACCGCCCGCUGUUAACACCACAGUAUGCGGCGGUCAGACCUAUGUUUAUGAGCAAUUAGCCGGUUAUGGUCUCAUUCCAAGCAACAAGCGUGACCUUUACGGAGAUACCAUCGGUGGCAUCGGCUCCGCCAUUGCCAUCGACCGCAGCUCAUGGUCAUUUGAUGGCACCUCAUAUUCUGGAAUCAUCUACGGCCUGCCUGAUCGAGGUUGGAAUACCGAAGGCACCUUGGAUUACCAGAGCCGAAUUCAGAAGAUCUACGUCAACUUCACUCCAGCGGAAGACGCCACAGUCGGCCAGCCAUCAGAGCCUAACAUUUCGUUCGAUCUGCUAGACACCAUCCUUCUCUACGACCCUGCUGGCAACCCGACAUCAGGUCUUGAUGCCAACCAGAAGGGCCCAUACUUGAAAUUCCCUUCAAUCCCCUUCGCUCUCCCAACCGCCAACUUCACUGGCGACGGUUAUGGUGGUUCCGGCAAUGGCGGCGUCCGUGUUGUUAUCGAUGCUGAAGGCCUUUUCCUCGGCAAGGAUGGGAGCUUCUGGAUCUCCGACGAGUACGGCCCCAACAUCUACAACUUUGCAAAGAAUGGUAGCAUGGUCGCCGCUAUUCGUCCUCCCAAUGCCUUCAUUCCGCAGCGCAAUGGAUCCGACUCGUUCAGCAGCAACAACCCUCCCCGCUACGAUCAGUCCAUUGUACCCAACCCCGUCGACCCGACCAGCGGCCGCAACAACAACCAAGGUCUUGAAGGCCUUACCGUCAACCCGGAGGGCACCCGCUUGUACGCUUUGAUGCAAUCCGCCCUGAACCAGGAUGGUGGCCCAAAGAACGCUAACAGCGCACAAACUCGUUUCGUUAUCUACGAUCUGACCACCUCGCCCCCGUCACUCCUCGCUGAGCACGUGGUCACCCAGAGUCGCAUCGUACCCAGCGAUAGCACCAGCAAAAUCGCCCGCCAGAGUGAGAUCCACUAUGUCAGCCCGACACAAUUCCUCAUCUUGGCCCGUGACGGCGGUGCCGGUCGUGGUCAGGGCGACAGCACCCAGUCUCUCUACCGUCACGUCGAUGUCUUCGACAUCAGCAACGCGACCAACAUCGCGAAGACCUCAGACUGCACCACCUGCAGCAUCGCAUCGAGCAAGGGUGUCUUGGCCAAGAACGUCACUGCCGCGACCUACUGCUCAUGGUUGGACUACAAUGUCAACUCCCAGCUGAACCGUUUCGGUGUCCACAACGGCGGCGCCCAGGACGCGGGCCUUUUGAACGAGAAGUGGGAAUCGCUUGCGCUUGCACCUGUAUUCGGCUCGACCACCAACGAGUACUACCUCUUCUCAUUCUCCGACAACGACUUCAUUACCCAGGACGGCUAUCUCAAGGGCGGUCAGUUCCAGUACGCCGAUAACAGCGGCUACAGCCUCGACAACCAGGUUUUGGUCUUCAAGGUCCAGCUUCCCAACGGCGCCAAGCCAUUGGUCUCAUAG
This is a messenger RNA of Dissoconium aciculare CBS 342.82, 1518 nucleotides long. RefSeq lists its product as uncharacterized. Lineage: Eukaryota; Fungi; Ascomycota; Dothideomycetes; Mycosphaerellales; Dissoconiaceae. The transcript has a single exon. The coding region runs from base 1 to 1518 and encodes 505 amino acids. The record is from RefSeq and is a predicted model, not a curated record.